UUCAGUCCAUUGUUCUUAAUAAGAAGUAUUUUGUAACGUUAAUUCUCAAAAAUUUAUAAAAAUGGGAUGGAAAUUAAAUAGCUGCUGUUGCUGCUUUGAACUCAAGACUGGAGUUGUCGUCAUUGGAAUUUUAGGACUGAUUGAACAAUUAAUGUUUCUUACCGCGCCAUUUAGCAGCAAUAACGAAGCUUGCAAUACUUAUUAUAUGAAGAACUGCUUUGAGUUGAGUAGCAGAGAAACUGCGGGGAUCACUAUUUGGAAUGUGAUCAAUAUUAUGCUCACAUUAAUGAUGAUCUAUGGAUCAGAAAAUAACCAACCAGCCCUCAUAUUUCCAGCGAUAAUUGUGUCCAUAAUUGGCCUGAUCUUGUACUUGGGUCUAAUUUGGGCCGGAUCGAUAGUGGCGUUCAAAAAUGACGUAGCUGAAGUCGGAAUAGUUAUGCUGAUCGUCGGUCAUCUUGUGUGGGCGUUCACGUCUUAUUUCUUCAUGGUUAUCUACAAUCGGUAAAAGGACCUCAGAAGCUACCAACUGCCCGCCUAUCCCAAAGAAAACAGUCUUUUAUAUCCCUAAGACGCUUGUUGUACUUCUUUAAGAAUUUUAAAAUAAAUAUUUGUUGAUUAAUCGAU
Molecule: messenger RNA, 624 nt
Organism: Cotesia glomerata
Lineage: Eukaryota; Metazoa; Arthropoda; Insecta; Hymenoptera; Braconidae
Exons: 4
Coding region: 62-505 (147 amino acids)
Source: RefSeq, a predicted model, not a curated record